AUGCUGCUACCAAGGGCUCCUGUUAGACGAAGAAUCCGUGCAACGCAAGUGUGCAAUCGCUGUAAACGGCGCAAAAUCAAAUGUGACAAGAACAAACCAUGCUCUAAUUGCGUGAAGAUGAACUACCCAUGCUCUUACGAAUCAAACUGGGCCCCCGGGCCCGAGCCUCAGCUGAACGGUGAUAGCGUCAGUCACGAUGCUCUAGUGGCCACUCAAUUGCUCGAAUCGCAAAAUUCUGUGUCGUCUAUAGCACAGAACGAAUUGGAUCACAAGACAAUAAUUCCAAACCUCAAGAAUCCAUGGUCGGCCAGUGCCAUCGAGGAGAUGGUUUUGAUGCCGCAAAGUACGUACGAGCAGCUUCUACCGCUCCUGCUCCAAACCCCCAUGCAUCUGGUCCUCCAAGUGACGGUUGCCCCGGUGAUCCUCGGAGAUUCAGGCCAGAAAGCACUCAAUUCCAACAUUGGCGAGAUCAAAGGUACAUUGCACGAUCCGAAGUUUCCGGGAGUGCUUCCAUCGUUAAUGUCAAGCCGAUCUCUCUCCUUCGGUACGCAUAUCAUCAAACUAGUCAAAAAUGACUUCGUGGGUGUGAAUCCCUUCAUGAAUCGAGAUGAACACCUCACUUUGAGUGCUCCGUUCACCAAAAGUGAUCCAUCUGCUGGAACAGUGUGGGAGCAUUACGGUGUCUACUCGUGGAAAACAUUGCAGGCAAAGGAUGUAUGGCUUUCUCUGAUUUUGAAGUUUACUGCUGAAGAGUCUGAAAAAGCUAAUUCUGAAGAGUCUGAUUCUAAUAAGCAAGAAGGGUUCAGACAACGGUGUCCGAGUCGCAAGGGUUCACCAGAGGUAAAAUACGAAAAUAGAUCUUCUGGUGGAUUUUCAGAUUCUCCUCAAAGGUUAAUCUCGCCUACCAACACUUUGGGACUUGUGCUUUACGAUGGAAACGUUCAAUUCGACUUGAAUGCCGUGGAGCAAUUGAGACUUAUGUUGCCCAACAAAAGGGUGGUAUGGACCUUAGUCAAGCGCUAUUUCCAGUCUCUAUAUGCUUUCUGUCCUGCCCUAGAUGAGUUGGAUUUUAGAGAGGCCAUAACCAAUGUGAUAGGCCCCGAAUCUUAUGAAGAGGUAGAAGUUGUCUUGAAUGUUACCAGUAAACUCGAUUUCAUUCAGUUGGCUACGCUUUUAGUGAUGUUACGCUUUAGUUUCGUCUCUCUUUUCUCCAACCGGGAAAGCGUAAACGAAGCCGUUAUUCGGUCGAAUGAUCCUAUUCAUAACGAGUUAAAGUACUUGCUAACUCAUCCAAUUGAUGUCAAUGUGAUCGAGAUUUGCGAAAAUUGUCUUCACCAGUUCCUUCAUCGCUCAAAAGUAACCGUUCCCCUCUUUCUGCUUGCUUUACUUCUUGGAGGGUACAGAUUCCAUGCACCAGAGGUUGCUUACGGUGAAGAGGGCGACAAUCUUCCAAAUUUCAAUAGUUUGCUAUUGAAUAUGGGCUACAGUCUUGGGUUCAAUCGAGACCCAAAUAAUUUCCCUGGCCAACUCGACGGAAGAAAAACUAAUUUCAUCAGAAAGGCUUGGUUUUUUGUCUGCAUCAACGACGUUUACGAGGGCUACCGAUAUGGCAACCCAACGUCUACUAAUCUCAACUUCUUCGACACAGAGUACCCUAGUGUAGGUAAUGGUAUUGAAAACGUGUACGACAAGGAAUCGGACAGAGCGGUCACCAAAUUAAUGAACAUCAGCGACAUGCUCAUUGAUGGUGCCAUGAAGCAGAUGGUUGACUUGAGUUUGAAUGUUCGAAAGCCAGUAUACUUGUCAUACUUCACCUCCCUUCUCAAUAUGCUCGAGACAUGUUUCGCAACAGCAUUUGGAAGUCUCAAAGACUACUUGCGACCUCUUGAGACGUACAAUUCAGCGUAUUCAUAUGGAAAGUUGAUGAAAUCUUUUAUUUUGUUGUCUUUGCAUGUGUUCUCGGUCACUGUGUUGAUGCAUUUGACUGAAUACUACAAGGCCAAACAGAAUAGCCAGCUUUUCUACUUUUACACUAAGAAGAUGCUCUUCAUCGUUGCCAAUGAAAUCAUGGCAGUGGUUCCUGCGUUCGUGACCAAGUUUGAGAUAAUAUUCGGCGAAGGUAUCUGUUUGUUUAUGAAUCCCAUGAUGAUUGAUGCCAUUUUCCGUGUGAAUGAAAUCUUCAUCGCUAACAUCCUCAGGUGCAACAACUACAUCUAUUACAGAACCAAAUCUGCAGAUCACGAGCUGAGAAUGGCCAAUGAUCCUGACUACUUCGGACAUUUCCAGAGAGUUUGCGAUUUAGUUGUCCUCCUUCAAAGAUUUUGCAAGCUUUGUGUAGUUGUCGAAUCCAUCAUGAGUAAUAGAUACUACAUGGCCUGGAAAGUUCUCAAGUCGCACCAACUGUUUGUGAGUGCUAUGGCUAAGCCUGAAUUCUACGAAUAUGUCGGUAUAAAUCCAGAAAUCUCGUCGACUGAAGGUCCCCACAAUUUCACGACGUCGCAGCUCCAGGAACUCAUUGAUAUUCUCAAGAAGGCUCUCUCAUUUGUGGAGAAGCAGGUUAGUGAAAAUAGUGAAGAGCUUUCUUUGGAGAAAGUCUGGGGAAAGCCUACCAAGGUGGAAAUCCCCAUAAUCAUAAAUGAGCACACCAAAGGCGAGGAAAAUUCUACGCCUGCAACACCAACACCCCAUGCCACUUCAGCGGAAACUCCACAAGGAAUGCAGGUGCCCAAGAGUACGUUUGAUGAAACCGCAGAGAUACUGCCAGAGGUUCCACUUGAUAUUGGAGACUUGAACAAAAUUUUGGACUGGCAUCUUGUUGGUAUGGAUGAUGUUCAUGCGUUCAACAAUUACGAGGUGGACACUUUGUGGCAACAAAUGUCUUCUCAAAGAUUGCAAAAGCACGAGCAGUUAGAACGGGCAGCCUGGCAGGGAUAUUUCGAAAACUAG
Messenger RNA from Sungouiella intermedia, 2946 nucleotides. NCBI's taxonomy places the organism in Eukaryota, Fungi, Ascomycota, Pichiomycetes, Serinales, Metschnikowiaceae. The record is from the annotation of a GenBank genome assembly.